AUGGCGAAGAAGGCGCCGGAGUGGUGGAGUCAUGGAGAGUGCCCAGCCCCGGCCUCGAUCCACCUCGAUGCAGCCAAGGGCGCUCGACGGCGGCGCUCCAAUCCAAGGCGGUGCCGGUCGGUGCGGUGCCGCGACGGCUCCCUCUUUCGAUCCCGCACGCUCCCAGCUCCCCCUCCUGGUCCCGCGUGCUCCCUGCUCUCGGCAGACGGCAGCAGGCUAGCAUCAGCCGUGGCUGCGCCCAGCGUCCAGUAG
This is a messenger RNA of Miscanthus lutarioriparius, 252 nucleotides long. The record is from the annotation of a GenBank genome assembly. Lineage: Eukaryota; Viridiplantae; Streptophyta; Magnoliopsida; Poales; Poaceae.